ACGGAUCCUGUGGUCCAUAAGACUGCAUCAGUCUUAAGUUGGGUCAAUCAGGGGGAGAGUCUAAGUGGUGAGGAGUGGAACCGUCACUUGGUUGUACGUCUAUCACCAUGGUUGACACGCAUACAGGAGCGAGCACCUCCCCUUACACAGCAGAGCAGGAUGCGAAGGCCGUCGCCAUCCUGAAAGAGAGAAGAGAGAAAAAGGAGGCCAAGAAGAAGGCCUUGAUGGAAGAACAAGCGACAAAGUUGAAGAAGAUUGAGGAGGAGAUGGCCAGAGAAAAAGAGAGGUUAAGGAAAGUAGAAGAAGAGAAGCUCAAGGUAGUAGAAGAGGAGGAAGAGCUACAAGAACAGCCACUGGAAAGCCGAAGGGCAGGAGGAAGAGGAGAAUCCAGUGGAACAAAGGAAGAUCAGAUGGAGAAGAAGAUUACGGAGUGGGUUGCUGGUUCAUCCCUGGGAGAAGAAGAGGAGGCACUAAUGUAUGUGCCCAGGGAAGAACAAGAGGCGACCAUGAGAGAGUGGGAUGCAAAAGAAGAGGAGGCACUAAUGUAUAUGCCCAGGGAAGAACAAGCGGCAAGCUAUAGAAGAUGAGAAGAGGAUGGAGUGGAAGUUCCGAUUGACGAGUCAGAGGAAAAGGAGAAUGGAGGCGGCGAGCCAGGCGGCGAAAGAAUUGGGGGAGGUAAAGAAACAAAGAGAGCAGAUGGCG
Molecule: messenger RNA, 702 nt
Organism: Chara braunii
Lineage: Eukaryota; Viridiplantae; Streptophyta; Charophyceae; Charales; Characeae
Source: the annotation of a GenBank genome assembly